AGCAGUCAGUUUUCAUCGAGCCAGCAACGAGUUCAGUUCAAAUUGUUUUCUCUUGUGCGUGAAAUUCUAACGAAUUAUCAAAAAAAAAAAAAUCUCUUUAAAAUAAAUAGAAAAAUAAAACAACAUCCACCAACCUUUCAAAAUUUAAUCAACAACAAAAUACAAAUCGUAUCAAUUAAAAACGAAUCGUUAAAGUUUACAUAUUCAACAUCUUCAUUUAUCGAAAAGUAUAGCCAGAGCUUGUGAAGGGCACGAAACAAGAGCGCAUUCAUACGAAACUUGUUGAACUUAAACAAGCCAAAGUUACGUUGAUAAUUGAUAAAAAAAUAAUUAAAGAACGAAAGUUUACACAGACAUACACACACACACACAAAACAAUAAAACAAUAAUAAAGUGAGUCUUCCAACGAUUGAACAAAUAAAAUCCACAAGUGUAUUAUAAUUUUAAUUAACAAUUACAUAAUAUUACCUCCUUCAAUAAAAAAAGCUAUAAAAAGAGUCAAACAUACCCCAUUAACCCCACAAUAGAUAAAAAUAAGAAUUAAAUUUAGGAUUACUUAAAAAUAAAAAGGAAAACAAAACAUACGUAUCUAAUAGACAAUAAAACGUAGCUGAGUGGAUAAUUUCUUUUGUUCACAUUCGUUUGGUCAAAACAACAGAAUCGAUAUUGAAAAAAGCCGAAAGCGAAACUCUUUCGUUUCAUUGAUUAUUGUUUUUUUUUUGUUUUCAAAUUUUUCAAAAGUGAUCGAAUCAACUGUUGAUUAGUGUUGUUUGUUUUUACAAGUUCGAAAGGUGUGAAAGAGUCCUGUGGUGUCAGUGGUCAUAAAAAAUAGUACGAGCGAUUCGAAGACGAUUUUGUUGUGAAGUGUGCGUGUAAAACAACGACGACAACGGCGAUAACGUUGUAAGCAGCAAAGAGGUUCGAAAACGUUGAAAGAAAACGAAAAAACAAUGUCACCAUCACCGCCGAAUAAUGGCACAGCUUUUGAUGAUAAACCGGAAACGGGCAAUCGAUACAACGACAGUAUCCGCAAUGAAGAACCAUAUGAGCAGCAGCAGCAACAACAACAUCAUCACCAACGCAAACAAUUGGACUGGGAAGGUCCGCCAGCUCAAGGCCUUUAUGAUCCGGUGAACGAGCAUGAAGCAUGCGGUGUCGGUUUCAUUGUUGCUAUUGAUGGAAAACGAAGCCAUAAGAUUUUGCGUGAUGCACAAAAAUUAUCGUCCCGUAUGAAUCAUCGUGGUGCGUGCGCAUGUGAUAAUGACACGGGUGACGGUGCUGGUGUUCUUUCGGCCAUCCCCCAUGAACUCUACAGGAAGGAAUGUGCCAAGGAGAAAAUAACGUUACCAGAACCGGAAAAAUAUGCAACUGGUAUCAUUUACUUGGACGAGAGUACGCAUGAAGAAAUUGAAAAGGAAUUCGAAGCAUUGGCCACAAAUGUUGGAUUAACAGUGUUGGGAUGGCGUACAGUGCCCACAGAUAGUUCGGCAAUUGGUCGUGUUGCGCGCAAAAGUGAACCAUUAUCACGUCAAGUGUUUUUAUGCUCACCGACCGCAUUAACCGAUGCUGAAUUUCUGCGAGCCGUAUUUGUGCUACGAAAGCGUGCCACCCACGAGAUAAGCCACGAUAGACGACGCUUUUACAUCUGUUCAUUAUCGCAUCGUGUUAUUGUUUACAAAGGUCUAUUUACAUCCGAUCAAUUGUGGAACUAUUACAUCGAUUUAUUGAAUCCGGAAUUUGAUUCGUAUUUGGCAUUGGUGCACACACGUUUCAGUACAAAUACGUUUCCAUCAUGGGAACGGGCGCAUCCAUUGCGUGUACUUGCCCACAAUGGUGAAAUAAAUACGCUACGCGGUAAUGUGAAUUCAAUGACAGCACGUGAAGGUGUUAUGUCAAGUAGUGCAUAUGGUGAUGAAUUAAAAAAUUUAUUUCCGGUUGUUGAGCCGGGCCUAUCCGAUUCCGGUUCGGCCGAUUGUGUAUUGGAAUUUUUAACGAUGGCCGGCGAACGAUCAAUGCCCGAAGCCGUAAUGACCAUGUUUCCAGAAGCAUGGCAAAAUGAUCGAACAAUGCAACAAGAGAAACGUGACUAUUAUCAAUGGGCGGCAUGUGUAAUGGAACCAUGGGAUGGACCGGCAUUAGUAUCAUUCACCGAUGGACGUUAUAUUGGUGCUGUGCUCGAUCGAAACGGUUUACGUCCAUCACGUUUUUACAUUACCAAAGAUAAUAUAUUGGUAAUGGCAUCGGAAGUUGGCGUUUAUGAUGUACAUCCAGAAAAUGUUGUGCUUAAAAGUCGUUUGAAACCAGGACGCAUGCUGUUGGUUGAUACACAAGAAAAACUAUUCAUUCAAGAUGUUGAACUUAAAUCGAAAAUUGCCAAAUCACGACCACAUUCCGAUUGGUUAAAGGCAAAGAUUACAUUGGAAGACUUGCGACGUCAUGAUCUCUUGUCAAACAAUGAUGCAGUACCGAAUGUACAGGCGACAUCAAACAAUGUGAAUGGAACGAUUGAACCAAGAGGUAUAUUCGAUCCUCGAUUGCCACUAUACAAUUAUACAGCCGAAACGGUGAACAUGUUGCUUGUACCGAUGAUUAAGAACAAGAAGGAAGCACUCGGUUCUAUGGGUAAUGACGCCCCGUUGGCAUGUCUGUCACGUUUUCAACCUUUACCAUACGAAUAUUUCAAACAACUAUUCGCUCAGGUCACAAAUCCACCAAUCGAUCCAUUCAGAGAAAAGAUUGUCAUGUCAUUACAAUGUCCAAUUGGUCCGGAAGCAAAUUUAUUACAUCCAGCUGCUGAACAAACGCAUCGUCUUUGGAUUUCGAAUCCGAUUAUAAGCCGUACCGAUUUGACAAUAUUGAAGCGUACAACCUACAAGGGAUGGAAAUCAAAGGUCAUUGACAUUACGUUCCCAUAUUCGGAAGGUGUUGCCGGUUACAGUAAUGCAUUGCAACGAGUUUGCUUGGAAGGUCAACAGGCUGCCGAAAAUAAUCAAGUAUUAAUAUUAUCGGAUCGGAAUGCUUCUAAAGAUCGUAGCCCAUUGUCGGCAUUAUUAGCAACGGGUGCAUUACACCAUCAUUUGAUUGAAACGCGUAAUCGAAUGCGAGUUGCCUUGGUCGUUGAAACGGCCGAAGUCAGUGAAGUUCAUCAUGUGUGCGUCAUACUUGGAUAUGGAGCCGAUGCCAUUUGUCCAUAUUUGGCAUUCGAAUUGGCUGGUGCACUGCGGGACGAAGGUGUUCUCGAUCAAAGCAUCACCGAUCAACAAAUCUAUGCAUCUUAUGCACAGGCUGUCGACACUGGUAUUUCAAAAGUGAUGGCCAAAAUGGGCAUCAGUACAUUGCAAUCGUACAAAAGUGCUCAAAUCUUUGAAAUUGUUGGAUUGGGCACUGAGUUGGUGGAACGCUGUUUCCGUGGCACUCAAUCACGCAUUGGCGGUGUUACAAUGGACAUUAUUGCCGCUGAAAAUUUGUAUCGUCAUCAAAUGGCUUAUGGCAAAGAUCGUCCCGAUCAAUACAUUCUACGUAAUCCGGGUGUUUAUCAUUGGCGUAACGGUGGCGAAGGUCAUAUCAAUGCACCCGGUUCAAUUGCCAGUUUACAAGAGGCAGCCAUUAAUAAUAAUAAAAAUGCAUUUACACAAUUCCGUGAUCAAACGUUGCAAAGUGUGAAACAGUGCACGUUGAGAGGUCAAUUGGAAUUUGUUGAUGAUCGUGAAAAGAUUGAUAUCAAUGAAGUUGAAUCGGCUGCUGAAAUUGUUAAGCGAUUUGCAACGGGUGCCAUGAGCUUUGGCAGUAUUUCACUUGAAGCGCACUCCACAUUGGCCAUUUCGAUGAAUCGCAUCGGUGGCAAAAGCAACACCGGUGAAGGUGGUGAAAAUUCCGACCGAUAUUUGAAUCAAGAUCCACAAAGCAACAAACGAUCGGCAAUCAAACAAGUUGCAUCGGGUCGUUUUGGAGUGACCGCAUCUUAUUUGGCCAAUGCCGAUGAUUUGCAAAUUAAAAUGGCACAAGGUGCCAAACCAGGCGAAGGCGGUGAAUUGCCAGGAUACAAAGUCACCAAAGAUAUUGCCAAUGUUCGUCAUUCGGUAGCCGGUGUUGGUUUGAUUUCACCACCACCACAUCACGACAUUUAUUCGAUCGAAGAUUUGGCCGAAUUGAUUUACGAUUUGAAAUGCGCCAAUCCAAGUGCUCGCAUUAGUGUUAAACUUGUAUCGGAAGUUGGAGUUGGUGUUGUUGCUGCUGGUGUUGCAAAAGGAAAAGCUGAGCACAUCACAGUAUCAGGUCAUGAUGGUGGUACUGGUGCAUCGUCUUGGACGGGCAUUAAAUCGGCCGGUUUACCAUGGGAAUUGGGCGUUGCCGAAACACAUCAAGUGUUAGUGUUAAAUAAUCUGCGAUCCAGAAUCAUUUUACAAGCGGACGGACAAUUGAGAACUGGUUUUGAUGUUGUUGUGGCCGCACUUUUGGGAGCUGAUGAAUUCGGCUUCAGUACAGCACCGCUCAUUGUUAUGGGCUGUACAAUGAUGCGAAAGUGUCAUUUGAAUACGUGUCCAGUCGGUAUUGCCACACAAGAUCCAAUAUUGAGAGAAAAAUUCGCUGGCAAACCAGAGCAUGUCAUCAAUUUCUUCUUUUUAUUGGCUGAAGAUAUUCGUCAAAUAAUGGCCAAUUUGGGUAUUCGCAAAUUCCAAGAUUUAAUUGGUCGCACCGAUUUGCUUCGUGUGAAAAAAGAUUUAGAACAAAAAGAAUCGACAUUAGAUUUUUCUUUGAUUCUUAAGAAUGCAUUGGAUCUGCGACCUGGCACCAACAUUCGUGGUGGUUCGAUCAAACAAGAUUUCGGCCUUGAAACACGCGCCGACAAUGUGCUUAUCGCCAAAUCACUUGGCGUCAUCAAUGGCACCGAAAAACAUGUUGACAUCGUGUCGGUAAUCAACAAUGAAGAACGUGCCUACACCAGCACACUCAGCUACACAAUUGCAUGCAAACAUGGUGACAGUCUUCCCGAUGGAAGAACCAUAAAUAUUUCAUUGAAAGGUUCGGCUGGUCAAAGUUUCGGUGCAUUUUUGGUGGGCGGUAUAACAUUAAAUUUGGAGGGCGAUGCCAACGAUUAUGUUGGCAAAGGUUUGUGCGGCGGCACAAUUAUCAUUCAACCGCCAAAGGAAUCGACAUUUGAAUCACAUUUGAAUGUGAUUGUCGGUAAUGUAUGCUUGUACGGUGCUACAAGCGGAAAAGCAUUCUUCAGGGGCAUUGCCGCCGAGCGAUUCUGUGUACGUAAUUCGGGUGUAACAGCUGUUGUUGAAGGUGUUGGUGAUCAUGGUUGUGAAUACAUGACGGGUGGUACAGUUGUUGUUUUGGGUUUGACUGGUCGAAACUUUGCGGCUGGUAUGUCAGGCGGUACUGCCUAUGUAUAUGAUAUUGAUGGUUCAUUCCGCGGUAAAACAAAUGCGGAAACGGUUGAUCUAUUGUUGUUGGAUAAAGAGAAAGACAAAGCGACUGUAAAAGUAUUGCUCGAAGAGUUUUUCGAAAAUACUGGUUCGCUGAUUGCUAAAAAGAUUCUAUCAACCUGGCCGGCCGAAUGUGGAAAAUUUGUAAAGGUAUUCCCAUUCGAGUAUCAACGUGCAUUGAAAGCAAUUGAAGAGGAGCAAGCCCAAAAGUCUGUAUCGAAAUUUGUGAAACAAAACAGUGCCAUUGCAUUGUCAAAUGGUCGUGCCGAGCCGUCAAUCCAAGAUAUCGAAGAAGCGAUCCGUGAUGAAAAGCUUACCGAAAAAUUGGCCGAAAAAGUGUUGGACAAAACACACGGCUUCAUCAAAUACAAACGGGAAAAGGGCAUGUAUCGUGAUCCAGAAGAGCGUCAAAAGGACUACGAUGAAAUUUACAAUUUCAAGCAUGUGCGCAAAGGAUUGAAAACACAAGCGGCACGCUGUAUGGACUGUGGCAUUCCAUUUUGUCAAUCAAAUGUGCACGGUUGUCCGCUUGGUAAUAUCAUUCCAAAAUGGAACGAUUUAAUAUUCCACGGUUCAUGGAAAGAGGCUCUCGAACAAUUGUUGCAAACAAAUAAUUUCCCUGAGUUUACUGGACGCGUUUGCCCCGCACCAUGCGAAGGUUCCUGUGUUCUUGGCAUUUCCGAAUUACCGGUCACAAUUAAGAACAUUGAAUGUGCGAUCAUCGAUCAUGCAUACGAACAAGGAUGGAUCACUCCAAAGAUUCCAGAAGUUCGUACAGGUAAAAAGGUGGCAAUUAUCGGUUCUGGACCAUCCGGAUUGGCAGCCGCUGCACAACUAAAUAAAGCUGGUCAUACUGUUACGGUUUAUGAGCGUAACGAUCGUGUUGGUGGCCUACUUCAGUAUGGCAUUCCAACAAUGAAAUUGUCGAAAGAAGUGGUUAAGCGGCGCGUUGAUUUGCUUGCCGCCGAAGGAAUUACAUUCAAAACAAAUUGCUUUAUUGGCAAAGAUGUGCCAGCCGAUGAUUUAGUUAAAGAUAAUGAUGCGGUUUUAUUAACAACCGGCGCAACAUGGCCACGUGAUUUACAAUUACCGAAACGUGAUUUGAAUGGCAUUCAUUUUGCCAUGGAAUUUUUGGAAUCGGGACAAAAGAAACAGUUGGGCGGUACCAAAGAAAACAUUUUGGCAACUGAUAAAGAUGUUUUAGUCAUUGGUGGCGGUGAUACAGGCUGUGAUUGUAUUGCAACAUCGUUGAGACAAGGUGCCAAAUCGAUUACAUCGUUUGAAAUUUUACCAACACCACCACCAAGUCGGGCCGGUGAUAAUCCAUGGCCACAAUGGCCAAAAGUGUUCCGUGUUGAUUAUGGACACGAUGAAGUCAAAGUUAAAUUUGGCAAAGAUCCACGUCAAUACAGUACAACGACAAAAGAGUUCGUUGACGAUGGCAAGGGUAAUAUUAAGGGUGUGAAUACUAUUCAAGUCGAAUGGACCCAAAGUCCGACUGGACAGUGGAGCAUGAAGGAAGUUCCAGGUUCAGAAAAAUACUAUGCCGCCGAUUUGAUACUGUUGGCAAUGGGUUUCUUGGGCCCAGAAAAAACCGUUCCAAAUGAGCUCGGACUAGAUCUCGAUAAUCGUGGUAACGUUAAAGCGGUCAAUGGACAAUACGGUUCAUCUCGACCAGGCAUCUUCGCUGCUGGAGAUUGUCGAAGAGGUCAAUCGUUGGUCGUUUGGGCCAUAUCAGAAGGACGACAAGCAGCUCGACAAAUUGACGCAUACUUAGGUGGAAAACAACAGAGUAAAUUACCCGGUCCGGGUGGUGUCAUCGACUUCUGGUCAACGACUUCAGCCGCAUAAACACUGCAACACAGUCAAUUCUAUAUACAAAAAAAAAUAAAGAUACAAAUAAAUUGUAUACACCAUACAAAGAAAACAAACAAAACAAGAAAAAAUAUUAUUUUAUUCUAAAGAUAAUAAUUUGCUAGUGAAAGUGGAUCAUCAGGGAUGAAGAGUUUUACGUGAAAUUUGGACUUAUAAUUUCGUUUGUGAUAUUUUUAUAAGGAAAAUCCCGCACCCUCUCUUUCACGUGUUUAUUUUGUAAACCAUAAUUGCAUCUUUUGUAUCAUUAAACUUUCAUUUAUUAUCUGUUCUUUUUUGAAGUCGUA
This is a messenger RNA of Contarinia nasturtii (swede midge), 7591 nucleotides long. Its product is annotated as glutamate synthase 1 [NADH], chloroplastic. The record is from RefSeq and is a predicted model, not a curated record. The transcript is spliced from 19 exons. Lineage: Eukaryota; Metazoa; Arthropoda; Insecta; Diptera; Cecidomyiidae. Gene Ontology annotation, molecular function: FMN binding; iron-sulfur cluster binding; iron ion binding. Bases 951 to 7283 code for a protein of 2110 amino acids. Gene Ontology annotation, biological process: ammonia assimilation cycle.